Molecule: messenger RNA, 330 nt
Organism: Zychaea mexicana
Lineage: Eukaryota; Fungi; Mucoromycota; Mucoromycetes; Mucorales; Lichtheimiaceae
Product: 60S acidic ribosomal protein P2
Exons: 3
Coding region: 1-330 (109 amino acids)
Biological process (GO): cytoplasmic translational elongation; translation
Cellular component (GO): cytosolic large ribosomal subunit; ribosome
Molecular function (GO): structural constituent of ribosome
Source: RefSeq, a predicted model, not a curated record
AUGAAGUAUCUUGCUGCUUACUUGCUCCUCACCGCCGGUGGUAAGGCUAACCCCACCGAUGCUGACAUCAAGUCCCUCUUGAGCUCCGUUGGCGUCGAAGCCGAGGAUGAGCGCGUCUCUGCCUUGGUUGCUUCUCUUAAGGAGAAGAACAUCGAUGAGGUCAUUGCCGAAGGCAAGGAGAAGCUCGCUUCAGUCCCUACCGGUGGUGCCGCUGCUGCUGGUGGUGCCGCUGCUGGCGGUGCUGCUGGUGCUGAGGAGGCCAAGGAAGAGGCCAAGGAGGAAGAGAAGGAAGAGUCCGAUGAAGACAUGGGCUUCGGUCUUUUCGACUAA